CUGCUCUGUCUACUCCAGUGACUGACCAGAGUCCUGGGAGGCUGUCCCGCACACACCAUCGUAGAGGCCAGCGUAGAUUCCCGACUCCAGACCCUCCAGGUGUCUGCUUAAACCUAGGACUUCUCUCGCCCUACGGACAUCCAACCCUCCGGCGCAGCCAUGACUGACCAAACUGUCUUUGACACCGAUGUCAAUACCCUGACCCGCUUCGUCAUGGAAGAGGGCAGGAAAGCCAAGGGGACCGGCGAGAUGACCCAGUUGCUUAACAGCCUCUGCACCGCUGUCAAAGCCAUCUCCUCUGCGGUGCGGAAAGCAGGCAUAGCCAAUCUCUAUGGAAUUGCUGGCUCUACCAAUGUCACUGGUGACCAAGUCAAGAAGCUGGAUGUCCUCUCCAAUGAUCUUGUUAUUAACAUGCUAAAGUCAUCCUUUGCUACAUGUGUUCUUGUAUCAGAAGAAGAUAAACAUGCUAUAAUAGUAGAACCAGAAAAAAGGGUGAGUGUUUGCUUCUACUAUGAAAUUGUUUUUGUAUUUUUGUAUGCCUCUUAUUCUCUUCUAUGUUUUAAAAGCCCCAUAAUUUCACUGUUCUCAAGGACUUAUGACAAAGAAUGCUAUCCACCUACAGAGAAAGACCCAAUGGAGUCAGAUAGUCAUGUCACAUCAUGAGUGAAUGCUAACUUUGGGUUAUCCGCUUGCAUUUGCUUACUUAAAUAUUUCAUAUUUCUUUUUUUAAAGGCUAUUGGUGAAUUCAUUUUGGUUGAAAAAGACGUGAAAAUAAAAAAGAAAGGUAAAAUCUACAGUCUUAAUGAGGGCUAUGCCAAGGACUUUGAUCCUGCAGUCACAGAGUAUAUCCAGAGGAAGAAAUUUCCCCAGGAUAACACAGCUCCCUAUGGUGCGAGAUACGUGGGUUCUAUGGUGGCAGAUGUGCACCGAACACUGGUGUAUGGAGGAAUCUUUUUGUAUCCAGCCAACAAAAAGAGCCCCAAAGGAAAGCUGAGACUCCUGUAUGAAUGUAACCCAAUGGCCUUUGUCAUAGAAAAAGCUGGAGGACUGGCUACCACAGGAAGUAAAAAUGUGUUGGACAUCAUUCCUACUGACAUCCAUGAGAGAGCACCAGUGAUUCUGGGGUCUCCUGAUGAUGUGAAUGAGUUCCUAGAGAUUUACAAGAAGCAUGGUGGGAAGUGAAGAGUUCAUCUUCCCUCACAGGCUGGCACAUCAAAAAGAAAAAGAACAAAGAUUAUAUUGCACUCUGUGAAUGGUUAAACUUCCAUAGAACAACACACCAAAGCACUUUUUAUUUCCCACAAUCUUUUUGAUAUACAAAAUGCUGUAUGGUGCUUUGGGUAACCUAAUCAAGAUGCAGUUUCUAUAGUACCACAAAUGCUGAAGAUAUUUUGAGAAGUAGGGGAGCAAAAGAGGAAAUAAAAUCGUUCUUCCUUUAAAAAAAAA
Messenger RNA from Gracilinanus agilis (Agile Gracile Mouse Opossum), 1446 nucleotides. Its product is annotated as fructose-1,6-bisphosphatase 1-like. Gene Ontology annotation, molecular function: fructose 1,6-bisphosphate 1-phosphatase activity. The transcript is spliced from 6 exons. The record is from RefSeq and is a predicted model, not a curated record. NCBI's taxonomy places the organism in Eukaryota, Metazoa, Chordata, Mammalia, Didelphimorphia, Didelphidae. Gene Ontology annotation, biological process: fructose 6-phosphate metabolic process; fructose 1,6-bisphosphate metabolic process; fructose metabolic process. Gene Ontology annotation, cellular component: cytosol; cytoplasm.